AUGUUCUCCAAAUUCAAAUCAAAGAAGGCACCUUUAUCACUAAACUCAAUAUCAAAUGCUAUAAAAACUCAUGGUUCGAAAAGUUUAUCACCUGAAGAAAUAAAUCCUAAACAUAUUGAUGUACAAGUUAUAAAUCAAUUAGGUAUACCUGAGAAUUCAAUAACAGCUAUUGCUUAUGAUCCAAUACAGUCUUUAUUAGCAAUAGCGACUAAAAAGAAUGAUGUAAGGGUAUACGGUCAAGUAAAUGUCGAAGUAGUAUUUCAAUUCAAUAUCAAACAUCCAAUAACUGAUUUGAAAUUUGUUAAAGGUGUAUACCUACUAUGUUCAUCACCUGCAUCUGGUUUAACUAUUUUGUCAUUGCAUUCAAAACGUAUAUUGGGUACUUUUUCAUUCCCAGGAACUGUAACCGCAAUUGAAACUGAUCCAUCUUUGGAUUGGGCUGUAUUCGGAUUAGCUAAUGGAAGUUUAAUAUUUUAUGAUGUUGAUAGAUUAAAUUUAACACCUUUUAGAAUUGAUAAUUUACAGAAAAAAAUUAUGCCUAAAGAGAAAAUGUCACCCGUAGUAUCAAUAGAAUGGCAUCCAAGAGAUAUUGGCACUUUAUUAGUUGCGUAUAAUCAAUGUGCCAUAAUUUAUUCACUAGUAACUGGAGAAAUUAAAAGUGUUUUGACUUAUCAAUUAUCGAAAGAACACAAAGGUUUUCAGUAUUCCACUCAUAUAGCCACUGGUGGUAAAAAAAAAUUGUUUGGCUCCCUGAAAACUAUUAUUCCAAUGAUAAAAGAAGCACAUUUCCAUCCAAAUGGUUUACAUGCAAUAACAGUACAUAAUGAUAAUACUAUAGUAUUCUGGGAUAUAGAUGGUGGCAAAAUUAUCGAAGCUAGAACAUUAUAUGAAACUCAAUUACAUAGACCUGGUGCAUAUUUAGAAGUUCCGAUAGCAUUUAAUCCAAUAGAAACAGUUAAGUGGGUUUGUGGAGAAGAUCCUGAGAAUACAAAACUACUAGUAAGUGGAGGUGACCCAGACGCUACAAACACUAUAAGUGUACUUGAUUUUGGUUACACAUUAAAAUAUACUAUAACAUCCAUAGAGAAUCAAAGUAGAUUUUAUUGCAAUCCGCAAGGAGGUCAAAGAAAGAUACCCAUUAAUUUUUAUCUUAAUAAUACCGAAAUUACUGAAUAUAUAACCCACAUAGAGCCAAUCACGGAAAACGGAUCACCUUAUUUCCAUGGAGGUCAUAAUCCUUCUUUCCUUCUACUUGUGUCAAAUUUAGGAAGAAUGUAUUCACUUUCAUUUUCAGAUAAUUCUGGUGGUCAAGGAAGUUCAGAUUUAGGAGCAGUAAUUUUCCCAACUUCAAUUGCAUUAACUGUACCACCUUUAUGUUAUUUUGAUGUUCAAGCUGUUGUUAGAAUAGAUUGGUAUAGCAUGAUGUCAAGUAGGGUUUCAUCAGGAACAAACGCUAAAAUAAAACCCUUGUUGUUUGGUGGUUCUCCAGUUUCAUUAACGAGCUUACCAAAAUCUUUAGGCUAUAAUGAUGGAUUCAGAAAUAUAAUGAUUACAGGUCAUGAAAAUGGAUUAGUCAGAUUUUUAGAUGUUACAAAAGGAGAACAACUGAGUACUGAAAGUGUUGUUCAAGUUAGUUUAAAAGAAACAUUAUAUGAUUAUCAAAAUCCUGCUAAUUUAAGAGUUCUGCAAGUUUCCUGCUCGUUCCCAAAUCGUCAAUUAUUAGUUGGCUUGGCUACUGGUGAAGUUGUUAUUUGUAAAUUCGGUAAGAAUCCAAAUGUUAAAAACGCUGGUAUAUCCACUAAUAAAGAUUAUAGUGAUUGUCCAAUGCAACAUACGAAUGGAAGUGCCCUGUUACUAAAUAUUACUGGAAGAGUUUCUGGAUCAGCUGCUCUGUCAGCAACUUUUUUACCAUCGUAUAUAUUGAGAUUAGAUCCAUCAGAACCAAUUUCAGUGUUGAAAAUGAGUGAUGCUGGUUUUGCAGCAGUUGGUUAUAAAUCUGGUAGAUUGGUGGUUUGUGAUAUCUCAAGAGGUCCAGCAGUAAUAUUUAAUUGUGACAACAUAAAACAAAACUUAGUUUCUGUUGAUGGUAAAUGUUAUGCUACAACAAUGGAAUUCACUAUUAUGGAAUACGGAAUGGAUGGUUACUCAUCAUUGAUUUUGAUUGUUGGUACAAAUUGUGGAGGUAAUCUAAUUUAUUACAAAAUAACACCAAUGGGUAAUGGUGGAUUCAAAGUUGAUUUUGCUGACAAAACUGCUCACUUGAAUUAUAGAACUGCUGACGGUGGAGAUGCAGAAGCAUCAAAAUUGCUGCAGUUGAUUCCUAUUGAUGCUCAAUAUGGUAUGUCAGCUGUAGCAGAUCCAAAGAGAUUCUCACAAUUAGGUACAGGUACACCAAUUCCUGGAUUCAUAAUUACCGUAUCAGAUAGAGAUUUGAGAGUCAUAAAAUCUCCAAAAACAAAAUUAUCACACAAAGUUAUUGAUGAUGUUUGUCUAAAAGCUAGUGUUGUUCAGUAUAAGGAUAAAGGUGUUGUCUUGGCUGUUUUGGUCAAGACGGGAUUUAUUAAAUUAGUUUCAUUACCAGCAUUGCAAGACAUUGCAAAUAUAAAAUUACCAAAAGAAGCGUUCAACCAUUUAAAAGAAUCAUUAGAGUCGGGAACUGCAAAUCAAUCAAACUUAUUGUCUUCAGGUGAAAUGUAUCUUCGAGUUUCAAAAACUGAAUCAGUAUUCAUUACAGCUUAUGAAAAAACUCGUCAAAAGGGAGAUAUUGAAACUGAUAAAUUAUUCAAUCCAACAGCAAUUAUACCACCAAGACCUCUGGCAAGUACAUUGUCUUGGGCUAAAGGUCAAAUCAGUUAUGUGUCUGUAGAAGAUUUAACAAUGUUAAUAGCUGGUCCAAGUAGAAGAGCUCCGAAAACAGAAGAAUCAACUUUAGCUCAUAAUAUUAGUCCAGAAGCAAAUCCUCAAGCUAAUUAUGGUGGUUAUAAUCCAAAACCUAAAUCUGAAAAUGCUUAUGAUCAACCAAUAAGAAAAGGCGCUGCACCAGCUACAGGAUUUGGAGCACAAGGUUUUAUGAAAAGUGUACAAAAUGGAUUGCAAAGUGCUGAAGAAACUUUUAAUGACUAUGCAAAUUCUGCAAGUCAAACUUUUACUGAGGGAUUUGAAGAACAAAAAAAAUCAUUUUAUACUUCUGCUUUACAAAGUAAAUUUGGUUUUUAG
Molecule: messenger RNA, 3216 nt
Organism: Lodderomyces jiufengensis
Lineage: Eukaryota; Fungi; Ascomycota; Pichiomycetes; Serinales; Debaryomycetaceae
Gene: SRO77
Product: putative Rab GTPase-binding protein
Exons: 1
Coding region: 1-3216 (1071 amino acids)
Biological process (GO): regulation of exocytosis; regulation of protein secretion; establishment of cell polarity
Cellular component (GO): cytoplasm; plasma membrane
Molecular function (GO): syntaxin binding; GTPase activator activity; myosin II binding
Source: RefSeq, a predicted model, not a curated record